AACCAGCGGUUCUAUCGCCGGCAACCUCUCCGCCGCCGGAUCUCUGUCUCUGUCUCUCUCCGUGGCUGCGAAAGCCGCCGGUAACAGUGGACGUGAAGUGUACUAUUACAAACUCCCGUUUCUGUUGGCCAAGAAAAAGAAGAAGAAGAUGCUGGCAGCUUCGGCUUCGGCGAAUCGUACGGAUGACAUCGUCAAUAAGAAGAGCAAAUCGACGACGACGAUGCACGGACAGCACUUUAGCACGAGGAGACGAGGUGGGUUUUGGUCGUUUCUGCAUCUAUCCUCUUCUAAACACAAUAGCAGCAGCAGCAGCACGGCGACCAAGAAGAAAGUCGAGAACUUUCACCAUUCAAGAACGAGAACGACCACCAACAGCAGCAACAACCAGAGUGAGAAUGACGGUCAUGGUCUGUCGAAAUCAGACAAGAACGAGGCGAGGACGAAUCAGACAGAGACAGGGUCGUCUUCUUCAUCGAAGAAGGUAGGUGGAGGAAGUGGUAAAAGGAGCAGCAUUGAAGUGAUCGUGGAAGAUGAGAGUCCUAAUGCAAUAGUUGCAGAAACAACAGCAAGUAAUGUCAAUGGUGGGAAUUCAUCGGCUGGGAGGAAAGUGUCGAGAUCCAGAUCUGUAGGGUGUGGAAGCAGAAGCUUCUCCAAUGAUUUCUUUGGGAGAAUCUCAAAUGGGUUUGGCGAUUGUACAUUGAGAAGGGUCGAGUCACAGAGAGAAGGAGCUAACAGAGCAAAGGUCAACAGUAGUAGUAAUGGCAAUGGUGGAGGGAUGAGAGACGUGGUGAGGUGUGGUGGGAUCUUUAGUGGGUUAAUGAUGAUGGCAUCAUCAUCAUCCUCAUCUUCCUCCUCAUCAUCAUCACUGUCAGCUGGCCAUCAUCAUCAUCAUCAUGAAAAGCUGGUGCAUGGAAGGAACAGAAGCUGGGGAUGGGCUUUUGCAAGCCCCAUGAGAGCUUUCACCACCAAAGCUUCUUCUUCUUCUUCCUCCUCUGGUAAAGAUGGGAGAAGCGGCCGUACAAUUGCUGUGCCCACAAGCAAGAACAUGGAUGUCAUCCCUCCAUUGUUGGCCGUCAGAAGCUGAAAACCCCCAAAUUAGAGAACCCCGAAUGAAUCUUUGAUGCAAUAAAGUAUUUAAUCUUGAAAAGAAUACUUUAGUUUUUUUCAAGAAAUCUUUUGAUGUGUUUAAUUUUUUUUAGGUUUUCCUUUGUUCUUGAACAUUGGCUUGUGAUCUUUUGAUUCCAGUACUAUGUAUUGCCAUUGCCACCCUUUUCUUGUUCA
Molecule: messenger RNA, 1281 nt
Organism: Tarenaya hassleriana
Lineage: Eukaryota; Viridiplantae; Streptophyta; Magnoliopsida; Brassicales; Cleomaceae
Exons: 1
Coding region: 149-1084 (311 amino acids)
Source: RefSeq, a predicted model, not a curated record